Hippocampus zosterae (dwarf seahorse) is the source of this 6312-nucleotide messenger RNA. RefSeq names its product unc-51 like autophagy activating kinase 1 (gene ulk1b). Gene Ontology annotation, molecular function: protein serine/threonine kinase activity; ATP binding. The record is from RefSeq and is a predicted model, not a curated record. Gene Ontology annotation, biological process: autophagosome organization; axon extension; autophagy. The transcript has 28 exons. Lineage: Eukaryota; Metazoa; Chordata; Actinopteri; Syngnathiformes; Syngnathidae. Bases 596 to 3670 code for a protein of 1024 amino acids. Gene Ontology annotation, cellular component: autophagosome; cytoplasm.
CGAGUUGCGCAUGCGCGUUGUAGCCCCGACUACACCGUCUGCUUUGUUGGGACCAUCGAUGCUGCUGAGACUCUCGGCGACUGCGCUUUUAUUGUUGACCGAUGAUGGAGUAGAGUCAAGCGUUAGCUACUUAUUCAACAACCUAUUUGUGAUUUAAGCUAGUAGCGAGCACAGUUUUUUUUUUGUCUUUGACGCCGGAGACGACAGAGGCGAGGAGCUCCUGUAUAUAAACAAAACACAGCGCGAGCUGCUUUUAAGGUGGCACGUCAUCGGCGACAGCUGGAACAACGAGAGCAGGCUCCCAGGCCAGUUUGGUCCUUCGGCGAGCUCGACACGGAGGAGCUCGGUGUCCAAAAAAUGGAAGUCUUCGCUCGGCGUCGUCUGGAGUGAAACUCCGUAACGAGCGAACAUGAGCGAGGAGGGUCGUUUGUUGUCUGGACGGCAGCUCCUGGCGAGUGAAAGAGGGGGUGACUGUCCCUGCUGCUGCCCCCACUUGACUGAGGAGAGAGGCGAGCUUGUUAGCGAAAAGGGUGACCGCAGGCCCCCCGGUUCUCUGGCCCGGUCCAAAUAGUGCUUAAGCGGACUGAGGUACAGCAUGGAGACGGUGGGCAAAUUCGAGUUCAGUCGGAAGGACCUGAUCGGACAUGGCGCAUUUGCGGUCGUCUUUAAAGGCCGAAACCGGGAGAAACAUGAUUGGGAAGUGGCAGUCAAAUGUAUCAAUAAGAAGAACCUGGCCAAAUCCCAGACACUGCUGGGAAAGGAGAUCAAAAUACUCAAGGAACUCAAGCACGAAAACAUAGUUGCAUUACUGGACUUUCAGGAAACUGCAAGCUCGGUGUACCUAGUGAUGGAGUAUUGUAACGGCGGUGACCUGGCCGACUACCUGCACACAAAAGGCACGCUGAGCGAGGACACGAUUCGAGUUUUCCUGCAGCAGAUAGCGGGUGCCAUGCGGGUCCUGCAGGCGAAAGGCAUCAUCCAUCGGGACCUCAAACCACAGAAUAUUCUGCUCUCCUACCCACCCGGACGGAAAUCCCACUCCACCAACACCUGCAUCAAAAUUGCCGACUUUGGUUUUGCCAGGUACCUUCAGAACAACAUGAUGGCAGCAACUCUCUGCGGGUCACCCAUGUACAUGGCACCCGAGGUCAUUAUGUCCCAAAACUACGACGCCAAGGCUGACUUGUGGAGCAUCGGGACCAUCGUGUUCCAGUGCCUAACUGGCAAGGCUCCUUUCCAGGCCAGCAGUCCUCAGGAUCUUAGGAUGUUUUACGAGAAAAACAAGAAUCUCAGCCCCAACAUUCCCAGAGAGACCUCCAGCCAUUUGAGGCAUCUGUUACGGGGCCUGCUCCAGCGCAAUAACAAGGACCGCAUGGACUUUGAUGAGUUUUUUUCUCAUCCCUUCUUGGAGGCCACCAGCUCAUCCAUAAAAAAGACAACCCCCCCAGCAGUGACCAUGACCUGCUUCCCAAGUUCCGCUUCAGCCAGCUCUUGCAGCAGUUCUUCCACCUCGCACCUGGCCUCUCCACCGCAAUCUCUUGGUGAUGCGCAGCAUUUACGUGCCAAAGCGCUGGCCUCCCCCACCCAAGAGGCCGCCGGGUUUCUCCUCAAGGAUUCAUCCGGAGGAGGCGGCAGCAGCAAGAACUCCUCCUCCUGUGACACGGACGACUUCGUCAUUGUGCCCGCUCACUUCAAUGCGGGUGAGCUGACGAGUGAGAGUAAAGUGCUGCAGGACAGUCUCAUGAACAGCGGAUCCCUCCUGACAUCUGGUUUGUGUGUCCAAGCCAAAUCGCCACCACACUCGCCCUCCUAUAGUGGCUCCCCCAGUCGUGUCAGGCCCAAUGAGUCCUCGGGGAGUAACUAUGCCGGCCCCGGUGGAAAUCACGGCCACUCCCUGCCAAUCCCAGUUCCGACUCAGGUGCACAACUACCAGCGCUUGGAGCAGCAUAUUUAUACCACCAAACAGGAAGGAUCGCCCCGGCUGUCCACUCCGGUGCACCGUUGCAGCAGUGGAAGUCCGCUGGGCUUUGCGAGGACUGGGCCUUCUCCACCUUACGGAACAGUGACCGCCACCCGAAGGCUCUCUCUGGGAGGAGCAAGACCCUUUCAGCUCUCCCCUCAAGCAGCUCAACAUGCUGAAUCCAGGGCGACGACUCAGAAACACUCCCCAGUGGCCACAGGAUUGGGGACACGCCUCCACAGCGCCCCCUGUCUUUUAGAGUGCACCGCUGGCGGUGGCAGACAGAAGAUCCGAAAGCAGCACUCAGACCCGGUGGUGGUCCCCACAGCUGGCUUGAUGACGGUUCGCCCCCUGCACUCGUCCCCCCGCCUCAGUGAGCUGAUGCAGCGAAGCCCACUGCCCACCAUCCUGGGCUCCCCCUCGAGGACGAUGCCCCCGUUUGAAUUCCCCAAACCCCCCAGCUCUCCAAACCUUGUCAACUUCCUGACACAGCAGGGUUUAGUGGUGGGCUCUCCCAGCAGCAGGCCUAUGCAAAUCGAGCCCCGAGACGCUGGACAGCCAACGCCCACGCAGUGCCCUCAGCCUUCUCACUGCAUCCACAGGAUGAAUGAUGAUACCAGGGGAUUUGGAAGAUCUCAGAGCGCCGGCCUCCUGUCCGACAUGUUGCUGAUGGCAGCCUUUGGAACAGUGAAUGACCGAGGCAGCACAGAAAAUCUGGCCUGUGAAAAAGCUAUGGACAUAGCAGUGCCCUCCGGCGGUGUCCUAUGUCCGGCACCGGGCUCGUGCAGCCCAGCGCAGGUGGUCUUCACCAUCGGCUCGCCUCCCAGUGGUGGCACCCCACCUCAAGCCUCCAGACAGAGGAAAUACUCCGGCUCCUUUGCAUCAGUCAGCCCUGCGGGCUCCUUCACCAGCCGCUAUCCCCAGGCGGCCACCUACGGCGACGGCUUUGAGGCCUCUUCCAGCCCUCGCUACAAUUUUUUUGAUCCCAUCACGGCCAACAUGGGCGGUCGCAUCACCUUCGAGGCCCCUGAGCUUCCUGAAGAGACCCUGAUGGAGCAGGAGCACACAGACACCGUGCAGAGCCUGCGCUUCACGCUGGAUUUCGCUUGCUGUCUGAUGGAGGUGGCCGGGGCCCGUGGCAUCACAUUGAUGGGGGUCGCGGUUGAUCCCGCUCACCCUCACUCCUUACAGCAGCAGAGCCUGGUGGCGGAUCAGAUAAGCUCCCUGAGCCGAGAGUGGACCCACGCAGAACAGCUGGUUCUCUACCUCAAGACUGCAGAACUCUUGUCUACCGCCAUACAAACAGCCAUGGAGCAAGUGAAACACGGCAAACUUUACCCGUCGUCUACAGUCAAGCAAGUUGUGAGGAGGCUGAAUGACUUGUACAAAUCCAGCGUGGCAUCGUGUCGCUCUCUCAGCACGCGUCUGGAGCGCUUCUUUUCCAAAAAGCACCGACUCAUGGACAAAAUCACCUCCAUAACGGCUGAGAGGCUGCUCUUCAGCCACACCGUGCAGAUGGUUCAGUCUGCUGCUCUGGAUGAGAUGUUCCACCAGGGGGAGGCAUCCGUCCACCGUUACCACAAAGCCCUCUUGCUGAUGGAGGGCCUCUCUCAGCUUCUCACCGAACAGGAAGACAUUCUCAGUGUGAGCAAAUGUAAAGAGUGUAUUGAGCGGCGCCUCACAGCCUUGCAGUCCGGGCUCUGCGUUUGAGAGCCCCUCCUACACGAUGUCACCUAUCGGCUCAUUACCAACGAACUUCAUCCCAUCACCUCAGGUCGCGUCAAAAAUCACAAACUCUCCUAAAGUUGACAACUUAAGCUUUGGAUUACGGCCUCCAUUUCCCUGAAGCAAAACUGAUGUUGGUCGUGAUGCACCUUGCUGCAUUCUGAUCUAUGUGAGAGACCGUUUGGCCAAUUAAGAUUCCCCGCCAGCCCUCCCCUAUUUGAGGCAACCUGCAGGAGCACGUACGGCCAAGUAGUCAUAUAUCCCCAUGCGCAGUACUCGCCAUGACAUAUUUUGAAGACGGACUUGUCUACUGCAGUGGACAACCGAACAAGCCUUUGUGGUUCAUCUUUAUGGAGGUACUUUGAGCUGUCCGCCUACAUUGGAGGUACAGUUACAGUAGACAUGUUGAAGAAAGCUGGAGGAAGUCAAAUAUCAUUCUCAUAUUAUCUAUGUGCACAUUAUGCCACUUCCUCGUGUGUGUGUUUCAAAGAAGUUCAUGAGUUGCUUGCUAUAGUGUACAUAACAUUGCUACAAGUGGAUGACAACUUCUGCCAAGACGAUAUAAAGCCUUUUUAUAAUGUGUUUGAUUUUAGCUCUAUAAUAAGUAAGUUGGUUUGACACUUUACGGACUUGCUUUUCAUAAGGAAGGCGACAACUGGUGGAGGACAAUGUUUUCCAACAGUGUGUCGCGUGGGUCCAAACAGGCGGAAGAGGCACGAUUCGCAGUUUCUGAUUAGAACUGCGCUAGCGAUGCCCCGCUAACUGGAGGAUGUUUGUCUUGUGUACAGUCCUUGACCACCACCCCCACCCCACGUGGUUCUUUCUUCUUUACAUCAUUGUAUUUUAAUCAAUCAUCGUCGGCGCUAAUGCGAAUGUAUAGGACAGGAGAGAAGCCGCGUCAAUGUUGGGGGCUGCUCGGCGGCACAUGCCCGAAUGUUUUUUUGCACUGUUGAAGUACUGUACAGAGUGGAACAUGCUACACGUGUCAUGUAUUGUUUUGUUUGUUUGGAUAUACUUUGACUGAUGAGCUCCUUUCUAUUUCCACUUUCUUUUCAUGGAGUGCAGUUGUAUCGUAGUUACUGUGUGUUUGGUGUGAGAGUGUUCAUUAACAGAGGGAUGCUGUGAACGCGGAAAAGAAAAAUACGGUAAAAGCUUUACGGUGAGGAGGGUUGGGUUUAAAAAAAAAAGAAAUACAUAUAUAUUGUGUUCUGCUUGAGAGUAGUCAGUAGGUGGCGAUUCUGUCAUGAUUUUGAAAUGUUUAAUUUGGAGUGCUGGUGUUUUUCCACUGAUUUUAUUUUAUUUUUUUAAACAUAAUUUUGAAUCCCAAACCGAUUCCUUUAAUAAUUCUCAGUUGUGAGCCGCAGAUGGUCGAUGUCUGUGUUGCCUGCAUUCAAAGGUGUACAGUGUUAUGUGCAUGUUCGCAUGUGUGGAGAGGCUAGUUUGCAAUUUGACUAAUGUCUGUGGAGAGAAAAGGAUUCAUUAUGACCCAGACACUGUCUCACAUCUGCUUUUGAAAUGGAAAGGUCCACUUUCAAGGGAUUACUCCAUGUGCAAAGGAGGAGGGAUACCCCCGCUCCCUCAAAAAAAAAUCUGAGAAUGAAACUGAAAAUUGCAAUCAAGUGUAAUAUUACAACAAACCAUCCAUCCAUCCCUCCUUUUUUCCACAUAAUAUGACAAUUUAUUGUUACUUUUUACUCAUAUCAAAAAAUCAUUGUCCUAACAUUCCUACUUUAUCCUGAAUUCUUAUUGAAUAAUGCCCCCACCCACCCAGUGUGGCCACGAUGCUCAUUCAUAACUCUACACUGUUUUUUCCUCGUCUUAAGUUUGUGUUCAUGUUUGAAAAAGCUGAAGAUGGUUUACAAAGAGAUCCAGUAUAGUAGCACUGUUAGUAGAGCAGAAUGAAAGAGCCCCUCCCCCUUUAAAGAUAAUUAACUUGCUUUGAGGCAUUUUAUUCUCAAAUAUACAUUUUUUUGGUGGUUGAGUUGUGCAUUCCUAAUAUCGACUCACCCUGGCUUUUGUCCUACUCACUCACUGUACAAUGGCUAGCACCUGUGAUGCAUUUUUUUUUAAUGAAACCCCCCACGCCUACAAUCAUUGCUACUGGCCAUCCCAAUUGUCAAUUUGGGUCACCAUGAAAAGAAUGUGUGCGUGCAUUGAGAUAACUUUGGGGCGGGGGCGGGAGGGCAUGUAUUGUGUUCUGCUGUAAUGUCCCUGAGCAGGAUGUUGACUUGCUGCCAUUUUCGUGGUAGCUGUUCCGAGCAUUCCCAUGAAGCUAAAAUGAAGUGCAACCAUCGCGAAGGUUCACAAUCUCCUGCAAGGAGUCAAGAGUUUUAAAUUGUGUGUAAAAACAUGCCCGAAUGUCAUCGUUUAUUUGUGUUUAGCAUCACCUCUAGGAAUUGUAAAUUAAGUUAUUGUUGUCAUUGUAUUUAUGGCUCUGCGGGUGCAGAGGGAAGAUUACCCUACCAUUUAAUAAUGUUUGUUGUUUUUUUCCAAAGAAAAGGCUUUCUGCUGAACUACCAGCAAGGCAUUUUCACAUCGUCAUGUAUGGCAAGACACUAUCUCAAUGUCCCUGUGUGUAACAUAACCCUUACUGUUAGUUGCAACAUGAAUAAAGUUAAAGGAAUGGA